Chelonus insularis is the source of this 2144-nucleotide messenger RNA. RefSeq names its product protein phosphatase D3 (gene PpD3). Gene Ontology annotation, molecular function: hydrolase activity; protein binding. Lineage: Eukaryota; Metazoa; Arthropoda; Insecta; Hymenoptera; Braconidae. The record is from RefSeq and is a predicted model, not a curated record. The transcript has 7 exons. Bases 218 to 1687 code for a protein of 489 amino acids.
UACAAUGUGGAUCGUUCACGUAGUAUAGCUAUAUGAUAAUUACAAUUUUCGGAUUUAACUUCAAGUGGAAUUAACCAGGAACCCGUAAAUAAGCACAUUUCCGAGAGGAAAAAAAUAUCAACGGGCCUUUUUUUAAUGCCUUAUUUAUUGUCGACGUCUCGACACAAUUUAAGUCACUUUAAUUCCAGUGGAAAUUUAGUGGUUUUGUGAUUUCGUGAUGAGUGAAAAUACAGAAAUAACAAGUGUUGUGUCUCCUGAAGAUGCUGCCGAGGCGGAAAAAUUGAGAGAAGCGGCAAAUGAACACUUUAAAAGUGAAAACUAUGAAAAAGCUAUCGAAUUGUAUACAGAAGCAAUCAAAUUGAAUCCAAAUGUAGCAACUUAUUAUGGAAAUCGAAGUUUUGCAUAUCUCAGAACAGAAUGCUUCGGAUAUGCUCUUCUUGAUGCCUCAAAAGCUAUUGAAUUAGACAGAAACUAUGUCAAAGGUUAUUGGCGUCGAGCUGGUGCUUAUAUGUCUUUGAGCAGGUUUAAAUUAGCUCUUAAAGAUUUUGAAACUGUUAUGAAAGCAAGACCCAAUGAUAAGGAUGCCAAAACUAAAUAUACCGAGUGUAAUAAAAUUGUCAAAAAAUUAGCUUUUGAAAAAGCUAUCUCUGUUGAGGAUAGUAAAAAAAAUAUUGCUGAUAUGAUUAACUUAGAUGCUAUGGCAAUUGAAGAUGACUAUACUGGACCAAAGUUGGAAAACGGAAAAGUAACUGUUCAAUUUAUGCAGGAUUUGAUAAAUUGGUAUAGAGAUGAGAAGAAAUUGCAUAGAAAAUAUGCUUAUCAAAUUCUUCUGGAUAUCAAGGCAUGGUUUGAAGCCCAACCAAGUUUGAUAGACGUUACAAUACCUGAUGAUAGUAAAUUUACAAUUUGUGGUGAUAUUCACGGACAAUUUUAUGAUCUCUUAAAUAUUUUUAAUCUCAAUGGGUUGCCAUCUGAAACAAAUCCCUACUUAUUCAAUGGAGAUUUUGUUGACAGAGGGUCUUUCUCUGUAGAAUGUAUAUUUACAUUGUUCGGAUUCAAAUUAUUAUAUCCCAAUCACUUUUUCAUGUCAAGAGGUAAUCAUGAGUCUAUCAUAAUGAAUCACAUGUAUGGUUUUGAUGGAGAAGUUAAAACUAAGUACUCUGCUCAAAUGGCAGAAUUGUUUGACGAAGUUUAUAACUGGUUACCUUUAGCACACUGCCUGAAUGGUAGAGUUCUCGUGAUGCAUGGCGGAUUAUUUUCAAGAGACGAUGUAACACUUAAAGAAAUCCGUGAAAUUAAUAGAAAUCGACAACCACCAGAUGAAGGUGUAAUGUGUGAGCUAUUGUGGUCUGAUCCUCAACCACAACCAGGUCGUGCACCAAGCAAACGUGGUGUUGGUGUUCAAUUCGGACCUGAUGUUACUCAUGAUUUCUUGAAACUGAAUAACUUGGAUUAUAUUGUUAGAAGCCAUGAAGUUAAGAGUGAUGGAUAUGAAGUCGCACAUGAUGGAAAAUGUAUUACAGUGUUUUCUGCUCCAAAUUAUUGUGAUACAAUGGGCAACCGUGGUGCCUUCAUCACACUCAAUGGCAAAGAUAUGAAACCUAAUUUUGUCACGUAUGAGGCCGUGCCUCAUCCAAAUAUAAGGCCAAUGCAGUAUGCUACUCCUUUCUUGAAAUCCAUGUUCUAGUAAACAAUCUAGAACUAUUAAAAAAAAGUAGAUUAAUAAUAAUUGGAAUGAUUAUUCAAAUCAAGGUAGUUGAAUAAAAGUGUGCGUAAUAUAUUUGAUACAAAUUUGAAAAAAAAGGUAAAAUGCGCUUAAAAAUUUUUCAAAAAAAUUAGAACAAUAAGUAACUAUCACAAUAUUCGUACAUACUAGGAAUGAAAUUAAUUUGUAUCAUAGAAAUGAUCGCUAUGUAGUUGAGUGAGGGAAAAAUUAUCAUUACUAUGUUAAUGAUUGAUUGUAAAAUUUUUUAAAAAUAUUUUUUAUUAAUUAUGAAGUAACUUUCUUGGAAAAGAAACUAUAUCUGUCUUGUAGAGAAACUUACACUGCUGAGUAUCAUUCUUUCAAUUACAUUAACUAUUCCAAAUAUGGGUUCAUUAUGAACAAAGUUGUGUUUAUAAUUUAUAAAUAAUUUACAGUUAAA